Molecule: messenger RNA, 909 nt
Organism: Durio zibethinus
Lineage: Eukaryota; Viridiplantae; Streptophyta; Magnoliopsida; Malvales; Malvaceae
Source: RefSeq, a predicted model, not a curated record
AUGGCUUAUUCUUCUUUCCAUCCUUAUUAUCAAGCUCUUGCUUGGAACAAGAACCUACCCCCAAGUCCUUUUGCACUUCCAAGCCUAGGCCACCUCCAUCUCCUCAAGGAACCUCUCCACCGAUGCAUCUUCACCCUCUCACAAAACCAUGGUCCAAUCUUCUCCCUCCAGCUCGGCUCCCGCCUCGCCGUCGUCGUGUCAUCACCCUCCGCCGUGGAAGAAUGCUUCACCAAAAACGAAAUCAUUUCUGCUAACCGCCCUCUCUUUUGGGCAGGCAAGUAUGUUGGCUACAACUACAUCAAUGUAGGCUUAGCUCCAUAUGGUGACCAUUGGCGCAACCUUCGUCGUAUAUUCAGACAUGAAAUACUCUCUCCAACUUGCUUGAAAUUGUCUUCGGCAAUUCGGAUGGACGAAGCCAGGAUUUUACUGACAAAAUUGUACAAUGUUGUUUCUAGCCAGGAUGAUAGUUUCGUCAAGGUAAAGUUGAAACCAAUGUUGUCAGAAUUCACAUUCAAUAUCAGAAUUUUUGCAGGAAAACAAUACAAUAUUGGAGAACAAGUGACAGGAAAACUAGAAGGAAAAAGACUACAGAAGCUUGUAGAAGAUCUUUUUCAGAUGGGAGUCUCAGGAAAUGUAGGAGAUUUUUUCCCUUCAUUGCAGUGGAUUGAUUUUCAAGGAUUCAAGAAGAAUACAGUGAGACUUUUCAAAGAAACAGAUGCAUUCUUGCAAGAUUUGAUUGAUGAGCAUAGAAUGAAUAAAGGUGAUUUUGAGAGGGAAAGCACCAUGAUCAGCCACUUGCUUUCUUUGCAAGAAUCACAGCCUCAGUAUUACACUGAUCAAAACAUCAAAGCCCAGAUGAUGGACAUGCUAAAUGCAUCCAUCGAUACAAUAAUGUCAACGGUAGAAUGA